AUGUACGAACAGAUAAAAGAUGAAGAGACGGAAUUGAAUGUGGAGACGUCAAAUCUAUCUGCUGAUGUACACUCUAUUAGAAAAGCUGCCGACUUUGAUGGAUAUAUAAGCGUAGGUGCCAGUGAAGAUGGUGACAAUUUGCUUGAAAUACCUGUUGAUGACGAUGGUAACUUGCCGAUAGCUACACUUUCACAUGCGUUUCCUGAAGCUAUCGGAUUAAAGUUCAAAAAUCUGUCCACUGGAAUUUACCGAACUUUAGCGGUAGAUGAACAGAAGCGAUGCAUUUAUCCACCAAAAGGUGGUUGGGGGACGCGACGUUAUGUAGCGAUCUUUGCCACUCCACCGGGUGAUCGAAAACGGCCAUCAAACGAUGAUAUGGGGGAUCUAGUAGGGGAAAAACGCUCUGGUUUGGAUGGUAGUCUGAAUGAAGGUUUGCGUGUACCGGUAGAUUUAAUCGUUCUCAAUCUCUCUUUCAAAACAGAUGAGGAGGCGCUCAAAAAAUUUUUCGAACAAUAUGGUGAAGUUCAGUAUGUUGAGAUCAAACGUGAUUUCAAAACUAAUAUGCCAAAAGGUUAUGGAUUCGUGAAGUUUGCCGAUAUUGAAUCUCAGGAUAAAGUACUUCGGGAUAGAGAAGUUUUCAUCGAUGGGAGAGUAACACAGGUGAAACUUCCAAAUCAUUUCUCCAGCAAGAUUCCUCAGCAGUCACCUUUUGCAAUGCCUCCAGCAUGGGAAACAAUUUCCACAAAAUUAUAUGUUGGACGUGUGUGGAAUACACUGACAGAAAAAGAUAUAUUUGAUGUCUUGGAUGCAGAAGCAAAGAAACUUUCUCCCCUUGCUAAAGUCGAACGAGUGUUCAUACCAAAGCCUCAUCGUGGUUUUGCAUUUGUGACGGUGAAUGAUCCUAAUGUGACGAAACGUUUUUGUCAAAUACGCGAUUUUAUCAUCAAGGGCAAAAGUGUAUGCGUUAGCAUCCCAACACCAAAAAAUAGUGCAAAACAAAUGCAACAUAUGCUAAAUCAAGAUGUGUAUCCUCCUCAGUAUCCCAUGCCACAACCGCCACAAAGCUCUAUGCAUUGCUAUCCUUCAAACAUGAAUUAUCCAGGUCAGUUUUCACAAAAUCAAAACUGGAUGAAUCCACGAACCACAUAUCGUAACUCCGGAACGCCAGUACCUUACUCAUAA
This is a messenger RNA of Acanthocheilonema viteae, 1182 nucleotides long. The record is from the annotation of a GenBank genome assembly. NCBI's taxonomy places the organism in Eukaryota, Metazoa, Nematoda, Chromadorea, Rhabditida, Onchocercidae.